Rosa rugosa (rugosa rose) is the source of this 642-nucleotide messenger RNA. RefSeq names its product STS14 protein-like. Bases 50 to 571 code for a protein of 173 amino acids. The transcript has a single exon. The record is from RefSeq and is a predicted model, not a curated record. Lineage: Eukaryota; Viridiplantae; Streptophyta; Magnoliopsida; Rosales; Rosaceae.
ACGUAAAGACAACUCAAGAUUGAUCACAGACUCGUAGCACCAAGAAAAAAUGGGCCAGCAUGCGUUGUCUGUACCACUACUAGCAGUGGCUCUAGCCAUAUGCUACACCCUCAUCUCAGCCUCCGCCGCAGAAGCCCCUCUCUCCGCCGCAGCCACCGAGUACCUUCAAGCCCACAACCAAGCCAGAGCCGCCGUCGGCGUCCCACCUCUGAAAUGGAGCGAGUCACUUGCCAACGCCACGAGUCGACUCGUCAGGUACCAAAGAGACAAGAUGGGGUGCAACUUCGCCAACCUCACCAGCGGCAAGUACGGCGGGAACCAGCUCUGGGCGAGCGGCCAGGUCGUGACGCCGACCAUGGUGGUGGACACGUGGGUGAAGGAGAAGGAGUUCUACAACCACACCGACAACACGUGCUUGCCCAACCACCACUGCGGCGUCUACACGCAGGUGGUGUGGCGGAAGUCGCUGGAGUUGGGUUGCGCGCAGGCCACGUGUACCAAGGACCAGAGCAGCUUGAGCAUUUGCUUUUACAAUCCUCCUGGGAAUUAUGUAGGGGAGAGUCCGUACUAGCUAGUAGUGGAGCUGAUGAAGUUAAAAUAAGUACGUUAAUAAGAGUAUGAAUGGUUCAGAUCGAAUCCUCA